This is a messenger RNA of Daphnia pulex (common water flea), 2232 nucleotides long. RefSeq names its product nose resistant to fluoxetine protein 6-like. Gene Ontology annotation, molecular function: acyltransferase activity, transferring groups other than amino-acyl groups. The transcript is spliced from 8 exons. Lineage: Eukaryota; Metazoa; Arthropoda; Branchiopoda; Diplostraca; Daphniidae. The coding region runs from base 1 to 2190 and encodes 729 amino acids. The record is from RefSeq and is a predicted model, not a curated record.
AUGUUUCAAAAAGGAGAAUCCUCAUUUCAUUUGUACGUCAUGUGGUCGACUAGACUAUUGUUUAUUUCGUGUGUAGUUAUAUUUUCAAAUAGUUUUAUCGUUCCAAUUACCAAUGGCCUCACUACAACACCGGCAAGUAACCAGGAUGAUAAUCAAGACCUUGGCGAAUGGUGGAUUGAAUCAAGUGUUCCUACAGCAGCAUUAGUGAUGUCAACCAUCAAUGAGAAAUGCUUUCAACACUCACAGAAAUUUCUAACAUCGCUGCGUAGUCGACUUCCGUGGGCAGUCAAAAUGUACGAGUCCUCUGGAAAACUGGUGAAAAACUUGAUUUACGCUGAAGGAAGCGACAACGUUCACCACGGAUCAGGAUUAUUUGAUGAAUGUCUAUCGGUUCAAUCCGAUGGAAUUCCUUUCCAAGGACAAUAUUGCACCGUCUUCUUUGGACUGAAAUUAAUCGAUCAGGAAGAAAGUGCUCUUGGACAUCGAAAUGACACAAAUAGCUUAAAUGAAGAGGAACCAAAUGAACACAUUUCAAAUUUCCAAAAGCCUUCCGUUAGUUUCUGCUUGCCGUCGACCUGUACUGCGGGUGAUUUACGUUCUGUGGUUGCCCAACUUGUUGGAUUUCGUGUCAUCAAUCAAAACAACUACUCCAUCGUGACCAUCUUGAGCGAUAAUUACUGCUACACUGAAGAGAAAAUUCACGCCAGCAGAACGACAUUUGAUAUUCUUACUCUUGCCGUUCUGUUGAUAUUUUGCCUUUUUGGCAUCACUGUCGCCACAGCGACAAUUCAUCAUAUCUGGACAGAAAAUAAUUCCCUUCAAUCUUUUGCCGUUCAGUUGCUUCACUGUUUCUCUGCCAAGAAGAAUUGCCGAUCCGUGCUUUCCACUGAACAGGAUAGUAAGGAUAGUUUGCCAUGUCUACACGGAAUAAGAGUGUUAACCAUUUGCUGGAUUGUCUUGAUGCACGUUGGUUCGGAGUUCAGUAUCGAAAGAAUGGUCUACAAUAAAUCGACUGCAGUUAAGAAUUCUUUGCGAUGGGAAGUUCAAGGUCUGGCAAAUGGAUUGUUUAUGGUGGAUACUUUCUUUUUAAUAAGUGGUCUCCUGGUUGCCUUUACACAAUUGCGACAAUUGGAUAAUAACAAUGGAUUCUUCAACCUCAAGCGAUUUUAUUUUCAUCGCUACAUUAGGCUUACCCCAGUAUACGCGGCUGUAUUAGCGUUCAUAGCCACACUCGGGCCGUAUAUUGGAACCGGACCUGACUGGCAUUUUGUGCGACGAAUGAGCAAAGGGGUCCGUGAAAGAUGGUGGACCAAUAUGCUUUACAUCAAUAAUUAUGUGGCUACAACUGAGCUGAGUAUGAGCAGUCCCUUGAUGGGACCCGUUGAGUGUUGGUACCUUGCCUGCGAUAUGCAAAUGUUCUGGCUAAGUCCGCUCUUCAUUUACCCAAUUUGGCGCUGGAAAAAGACCGGAACUAUUUGGACUGUAGCUAGUUUGAUUGUUUUCUUGGCAAUUUCCGCGAAAGCCUUUAUUGUUCACAAUUUACCUGCCACACUUACACCUUUGGGUAGACCAUCCGAAAUCUCAAGAAUCGACGACUACGUUUUAAAUCAUUACAUGGCAACGUUUUCCCGCAUUCCUCCAUACUUGAUAGGAAUACUACUGGGGUGGCUACUUCACAUGAAAAAAAAUAAAAAAAUAACUAUUCAUAAAUGUCAGGCGGCUGCAGGUUGGGUGACAGCUACGUUGAUCGGGUUGACAGUUAACUUUGGAAUGGCUCCUUUCGUAGACGAGACAGUAGUUCCAGUGGUAAAUCCCUUCAUCCGGGUUUCAUACGGAACCCUUCACCACUCGGCCUGGGCUAUUACCAUCGGUUGGAUUAUAUUCGCCUGCACUCAUGGAUACGGAGGUUUCAUCAACAAUUUUUUGUCGUGUAAACUCUUCAUUCCGUUCAGCCGCCUGAGCUACGCUGUUUAUUUAAUCCAUUUCAAUUUUAUUAAAGCAUAUGCAUCUCAUCUCCGAAAACCUUUUUACUUUACUGAAUAUGUUUAUGCUACGACUUAUCUCGGAAUUCUGGUCAUUGCGUUCGUGUUGGCCUUUGUCGUCUCCGUCGUGGUGGAAAUGCCGUUCCUCAAUUUAGAUAAAAUAUUGUUCCCUAAUAAUUCCAAGGCUUCAAAAAUUAAGAACUCGUAAUUUGUUAUAUUUUUAUAUUAUACAACGAGACUUGUGUGACAA